AUGCUAGGUACACCAUUGGUUUGGGCUGACAGAGUCAAUAGCAAUUGGAAAUGGCCAAAUAUCGAUGGAAUCCACAACUUCAAGGAAAAGCUUGUCCACUCCGCCAAUUGGGAUCAGGAGUAUGACUUUACUGGAAAACGGGUGGCAAACAUUGGGAUUGGCUCAUCUGGAGUUCAAAUUGUCCCCCAACUGGCUAAAGUCGUGGACUCGAUGGACGUGUAUAUCCGGACGCAAACUUGGAUCUCUCCCGCACCUGGUAUAAAUGAGCCAACGGAAAAUGACCCAGAGAUGGAUUCGGAGCUGAAUUUCACCGAAAAGACUCUUGAAAUGUUCAAAGAGCCCCAGACGUUGCGUGACUACCGGGCCGCAAUUAUGGAUCGGUGA
Messenger RNA from Penicillium malachiteum, 384 nucleotides. RefSeq lists its product as uncharacterized. Gene Ontology annotation, molecular function: N,N-dimethylaniline monooxygenase activity; NADP binding; flavin adenine dinucleotide binding. Bases 1 to 384 code for a protein of 127 amino acids. The record is from RefSeq and is a predicted model, not a curated record. The transcript has a single exon. NCBI's taxonomy places the organism in Eukaryota, Fungi, Ascomycota, Eurotiomycetes, Eurotiales, Aspergillaceae.